AUCCUCCAUCUCGGCGCCCAUCCUGCUACUCUCCCUCAACUACACCAAAACUCGUCGCUCUCUCUUUCUCUCUCCUCCUCCAACAAUCAUGCUCUCCUUCAUCCUCAUCCAAAACAGACAGGGCAAAACCCGCCUCGCCAAAUGGUACGCCCCCUACAGCGACGACGAAAAGAUCAAGCUCAAGGGCGAGGUCCACCGCCUCGUCGCCCCGCGCGACCAGAAAUACCAGUCCAACUUUGUCGAGUUCCGCAACAACAAGAUCGUCUACCGCCGCUACGCGGGCCUCUUCUUCUGCGCCUGCGUCGACACAAACGACAACGAGCUCGCCUUCCUCGAGGCCAUCCACUUCUUCGUUGAGGUCCUCGACUCCUUCUUCGGCAACGUCUGCGAGCUCGACCUCGUCUUCAAUUUUUACAAGGUCUACGCCAUCCUCGAUGAGGUCUUUCUGGCGGGCGAGAUUGAGGAGACGAGCAAGCAGGUUGUGUUGACGCGGCUGGAACAUCUGGAUAAGCUGGAGUGAUGUGUACAGGAAUGGGGAAGACGCGUCUUUUUUCUUUCCUUCCUCUAUUCCAAACUUCUCUUUUCUCCCUCUUUGCCUCCGAGGGAACUUUGAGAGAAUAGGGGACACAAUUUAUCGGUUUCUUUACAUCUACGUAUAUAUUCAUUUCGCGACUCGGAGUUACCAGGAAGCCCAACAGGAUUUUUUAUUUUUUAUGAUUUUACACUUAUCUUUUAUUCGCCCUUUUCGCAAUCUAGCAGAGGAGCGUGUUGAUAAUGCAUUAUUGGAUGCAAAGGAUAUCAUAGGCAAGGGUGUUUGGGCGUCUUGGGAAAUAGCGGAUUGCAAGAUUGUGGUGGCCAGGAUAUGUAAGAAGCCUGCGGCGUGAUUUUGUCGCUGUCUUCUUUAUUCCUCAGCUCCAGGGGUAAUUUGCUGUCAUCAAUGUAUGUCUAGGUAUUUAGUCAGAUAAUUAAUUUAUUAAUUAAAACAUGAGAAGGCA
This is a messenger RNA of Trichoderma asperellum CBS 433.97, 995 nucleotides long. It is a transcript of the gene APS2, whose product is annotated as AP-2 complex subunit sigma. The record is from RefSeq and is a predicted model, not a curated record. Gene Ontology annotation, biological process: clathrin-dependent endocytosis; protein transport. NCBI's taxonomy places the organism in Eukaryota, Fungi, Ascomycota, Sordariomycetes, Hypocreales, Hypocreaceae. Gene Ontology annotation, molecular function: clathrin-cargo adaptor activity. Gene Ontology annotation, cellular component: AP-2 adaptor complex; intracellular membrane-bounded organelle.